Messenger RNA from Caretta caretta (loggerhead turtle), 1456 nucleotides. It is a transcript of the gene B9D2, whose product is annotated as B9 domain containing 2. The record is from RefSeq and is a predicted model, not a curated record. Gene Ontology annotation, cellular component: MKS complex. Gene Ontology annotation, biological process: cilium assembly. NCBI's taxonomy places the organism in Eukaryota, Metazoa, Chordata, Testudines, Cheloniidae.
GGGGGCGGGCUGGCCACGGGCAGCUGGAAAGAGCCCGGCAGCCGCGCGGUGCUGGCAAGAAGGGUCAACCCGCGGGGCCAGGAGAGCGAAGCGCCCCAGGGAAGCCGGGCUGAGCGGCAGGGAGGAGCAGUGGAUCAUGGCCGAAGUGCACGUCAUCGGGCAGAUCGUGGGAGCCAGCGGCUUCCCCCGCAGCAGCCUCUUCUGCAAGUGGGGAAUCCACACAGGUGGCGCCUGGAAGCUGCUGUCCGGCCUGCGGGAGGGGCAGACGCAGGUGGAUCACCCCCAGCUGGACGAUGUGGCCUACUGGUCCCACCCCAUCGACUUGCACUUUGCCACCAAGGGGCUGCAGGGCUGGCCCAAGCUGCACGUGCAGGUCUGGCACCAGGACCCCUUCGGGCGCCGGGAGCUGUACGGCUACGGCGUCUGCCACGUGCCCUGCAGCCCGGGCUGGCACGCGCUGGCCUGCGUCACCUGGCAGCCCCUGGGCUCGUGGCAGGAGCGGCUCUCUCAGCUCUUCGUGGGCGGGGGGCCCCAGCUGCUGAACAGCGACCUGAUCUACACGGGGGCUGACCGGUACCGCCUGCAGACCACCGCCGCGGGCACCGUGCACCUGGAGCUGGGCGUGGUGCUGCGCCACUUUGCCCGCUACGGGGUGGAGUGCUAGGGAGCGGGCAGGCCCCCCGCUGCGGGGCGGGGCUCUAGGGAGCGGGCAGGCCCCCCUCCGUGGGCUGGGUGCUGUAUGGACCCCCUGCCAUGGGGCUGGGCUCUAGGGAGCAGGCAGGCCCCCCUCCGUGGGCUGGGUGCUAUACGGACCCCCUGCCAUGGGGCGGGGCUCUAGGGAGCAGGCAGGCUCCCCAUCGCGGGCUGGGUGCUGUAUGGACCCCCUGCCACGGGGUGGGGUGUGAGGGGUCUGCACGGAUCCUGCCCCUGCUGCAGGGUCCGGGGGGGGGGCUCUGGGGAAGCCCUUGAAUCCAGGGGGGUCACCGCAAAGCCUUCCCCCCUUUAACAGUGUGGACAUUUCAGCUGCUUGAUGGGGCUCUUUUGUAAGAACGGGGCUGGGGGGGGAGUUGGGCUGGCCCAGGGGGUGGGGAAGGGGCCACGAGCUCUUUCCCCUCUGGUGGGCUGGCUUCAGUCUGUUUAUGUUUCAUGGGGGGGGCAGGACUUCUGGGUUCUUUCCCCCGCUCUGCCAUUGACCCUGGUGACCUGGGGCUGGCCCCUGUGCCCCCUGCCCUCUGUAACAUGGGGCAGCGCUGUCCGGGCAGGGUGCAGAGCCGCCGGGGGCCGGUGGGAAUUGGACCCAUCGCUGGCUCCAUGGGGAGCGCUGGGGGCUGGCGGGGGGGAGGGAGGCCCCUCUGCCUCCUGCUCCCCAAAGCGCUCCCCCGCCCGUCUUCCCCCGUCUCUCUCCCCUGCCCCCCAUUGAACAACCCCCCCUUAUAUAAAGAUCCUUUUGCACUAA